CGAUACGUGUUGCCGCGAGAUUUCAUCUUGGAGCUGGAUGCUGAGGAGCAGCUAGCUUAAACUACAGUUUGCUAACGCGUUUAUCUUCAGACUUUACACCGCCUGUGUUCCACCUCAGAGCGGCUCGGCACGGUUUGGUUCACCUCGGAGAGGAAGCAGGCUUCUCGGCUCGUUUACCCACCCUCCAGCUGUCGGGUAUUUAUUUUCUGAGAAGUUGUCCCGGGUUAAAUUAGCCAGCUUUGUGGCACGAAAUAGGUCACACAGCUCUGAGCCGAAUCUGGUUUUCUUUUCUCUCCCGCCGCCUCGUCCAGCGGGUCCGCAGACGGUAACGAUGGUUUUACUGAAAAACCUCCAUCCACCCACCGAGGGAGUGCGGCACGAGCAAGCCGAGACCACGGCGGUGAUGGACGGCCAGAGGCUGGGCUGCGGCACGCUGUACGUCGCUGAAACCCGCCUGUCGUGGUUUGAUGGUUCAGGGAUGGGUUUCUGUCUGGAGUAUCCAACCAUCGGCCUUCACGCCAUCUCCAGAGAUGUCAGUGCUUACCCACAGGAACACCUCUACGUCAUGGUCAACGGCAAACUGAGCGAUGAGAAUGAGGCAGAGAUGGCAGAGAAACCAGCUGAUGAGGAGGACGACGGCGGCAGCAGUGGUGGAGAUGAUGAUGACGAUGAUGAUGAUGAAGAGGGGAGGAUCACAGAGAUUCGAUUUGUGCCCAGCGACAAAGCAGCAUUGGAGUCCAUGUUCUCUGCCAUGUGUGAGUGCCAGGCUCUGCACCCCGACCCGGAGGACGACGACUCUGACAACGACUUUGAAGGAGAGGAGUACGACGUGGAGGAGGCCGAGCACGGUCACGCCGACAUCCCGACCUUCUACACCUGUGACGAGGGUUUGUCGUCGCUCACGCAGGAGGGCCAGGCCACGCUGGAGAGGCUGGAGGGGAUGUUGGCUCAGAGCGUCGCUCAGCAGUACCACAUGGCCGGCGUCCGAACCGAAGAGAGCAAGCCUGAAUUUGAAGAUGGUAUGGAGGUGGACGCAGCGGCGAUGGAGGCUGGACAGUUUGAGGACGCAGAUGUCGAUCACUGAUGGACGUCAUCUCAGCAGCCAAUCAAAGCAGCGGAGUUGCAUUGUGGGAUUGGGGAGGAACACCGUGGUGAUUGUUAAAGUCCGUCAGCUCUUACCUGUCCUCUCUUCCUGUUCUCGCUGUAAAAACAAACCCUUUCCCAAGCACUUAAACUCAUCUCAGUAGUCUUCUCCCCUCCCUUCAUCCUCUGUCUGUUGUGUUGCAGUGGAGCUCACAUGUUGUGUUGUGUUGUUAGUUUUCUACUGAUUUGUCCCGGUUGUGUUGCUGAUGUGUGCUCUGUGACACAGUGGAGUCAGCCACAGUAGACUAUUGAGAUGCAGCCCUGAAUGACCAGGUCCUUGUGUCGACUGUAAAAACUAAACACUGCUUCUGUUUCUGUUUUUGUACCGAAAGACAAAUUUAAAUCAGAUUCUCUGCAGAGGAGAGUUGAUGUCUUUGUAUUAAAUUGUCAAUAAAUGCAUAGUUUUUCUAUCA
Lates calcarifer (barramundi perch) is the source of this 1556-nucleotide messenger RNA. It is a transcript of the gene clns1a, whose product is annotated as chloride channel, nucleotide-sensitive, 1A. The record is from RefSeq and is a predicted model, not a curated record. Gene Ontology annotation, biological process: spliceosomal snRNP assembly; chloride transport; cell volume homeostasis. NCBI's taxonomy places the organism in Eukaryota, Metazoa, Chordata, Actinopteri, Centropomidae. Gene Ontology annotation, cellular component: pICln-Sm protein complex; cytosol; plasma membrane.